AUGCCGACCGUGGCGGUGAAGCUCUACAGCGUCUUCUUCAAGUUCCUAUUGAAGCAGCGUUUGCAGAAUCGGAUCCAAGACUCGCUUCAAGAAUCCGACCCGUUCGGAGUCACGUCCAGGCCCGGCGAAUCCGUCGCAGCCGCAAACCCAUCCUUCUCCGACGGCGUCGCCACCAAAGACAUUCACAUUGACACCUUCACGUCCCUCUCCGUACGAAUAUUCCUACCCGAGUCAGCACUCGCCGAACCCGAACUUGCACGCGGUUCAAAGCCUCACCAUCUCAAAUCUAUAACUGACUCUACAAACAAAUUAGCUCAGGCAGGACCUGGAUUAAUCCGCGCCGAAAAGGCGUCGCUCGCGUCGCGGCGAGCGGGGGCGACGCCGAGGGAGGAGCCUCGACGGAACAGCCUCGGCCCUACCGGAGAGGGAUUGAGCUCCGCAUCCGGUGGCGGAGGGUAUCUUGGAUACUCGCCGGCGCCGGGAGGCCGACGGAGAAAGCUGCCGGUGAUUGUGCAGUUUCAUGGAGGAGGUUGGGUGAGCGGGAGUAGUGACUCGGUGGCGAAUGAUUUGUUCUGCCGGCGGAUCGCAAAGCUGUGCGAUGCGAUUGUGGUGGCGGUGAGUUACCGGCUGGCGCCGGAGAACCAGUAUCCGGCUGCAUUCGAGGACGGGUUCAAGGUUCUGAAUUGGCUGGCGAAGCAGGCGAAUUUGGCGGAGUGUAGCAGGUCCAUGGAGGUUAGGAAGUUGGACGCUCACAAGGCUAUUGUUGAUUCGUUUGGAGCUGCGGUUGUGGAGCCAUGGCUCGCUGCUCAUGCAAAUCCAUCGAGGUGUAUUCUUCUAGGUGUGAGUUGUGGUGCAAAUAUUGCCGACUAUGUGGCUCGAAAAGCUGUAGAAGCCGGCAAACUUCUGGACCCUGUCAAGGUGGUAGCACAGGUCCUGAUGUAUCCAUUUUUCAUUGGAAGUGUGCCCACUCAUUCUGAAAUAAAGUUGGCAAAGUCUUACUUUUAUGACAAGGCUAUGUGUAUGUUAGCAUGGAAACUUUUCCUAAACGAGGAAAAAUUUAACCUCGACCAUCCAGAAGCCAAUCCCCUUGCCCCAGGCCGGGGUCCUCCCUUGAAGUUGAUGCCUCCAACAUUGACAGUGGUAGCGGAACUUGACUGGAUGAGGGACCGAGCCAUCGCUUACUCGGAGCAGCUCAGGAAAGUGAAUGUUGAUGCGCCUGUUCUGGAGUAUAAAGAUGCAGUCCAUGAAUUUGCAACGCUUGAUGUACUUAUCAAAACCCCAGAGGCCCAGGCUUGUGCUGAGGACAUCGCCAUCUGGGUCAAGAAAUAUACCUCACUUAGGGGUCACGAAUUCUCGUAUUGAGUAUGAUAUCCCAUAUUAAGAUGCUGAUCAGUGAGAAAAUAUUGACCUUGUUUUCGAAAUUAGCUUUAGAUAUCCCUUGCGCUACCAAAUUAAUUGGGGGUUUGGUGGCAUAUUAGUUAAUUUGUUUUAAUGCUUAUGUCCUGCCGUCCUAGGUGUUGACAGGUUCUAUGUUCAAUCCACCUGUUGGUGCUUUUUUAUAAGAUAGAGUUGUCUGAGAGUGGGAUUAGUUGAAUCAGUGAGAUGCAUUUAUCUCAUGCACACAACAGUUGGAAGCCACCCAGUUCAUUUUUCCCCUGUAUUAUGAUGUACUAUCUUAUGGAAGGGUAUAAAGGGUAUAAAAUUUAGUGCAAUGCUCCUUUAGCAUAAGUAUGACAAUGUAGUCUCCAAUCCAUUUUCUUAUUCUAUCUAAUCUCCUUGUAGUAAUGGUGGGUCAUAGUUAAAUUUUGUA
This is a messenger RNA of Arachis stenosperma, 1810 nucleotides long. RefSeq names its product probable carboxylesterase 11. The record is from RefSeq and is a predicted model, not a curated record. The transcript is spliced from 2 exons. Gene Ontology annotation, molecular function: hydrolase activity. Bases 1 to 1362 code for a protein of 453 amino acids. Lineage: Eukaryota; Viridiplantae; Streptophyta; Magnoliopsida; Fabales; Fabaceae.